Molecule: messenger RNA, 1644 nt
Organism: Nicotiana attenuata
Lineage: Eukaryota; Viridiplantae; Streptophyta; Magnoliopsida; Solanales; Solanaceae
Exons: 2
Coding region: 1-1644 (547 amino acids)
Source: RefSeq, a predicted model, not a curated record
AUGGUGACAUCUUGGAUUCUAAAUUCACUUUCUAAGGAAAUUGCAGAUAGUGUAGAAUAUGCAAGCGAUGCUGUUGAACUUAGGAAGGAAUUGGAGGAUAGAUAUGAGCAAACUAAUGGAGCUAGACUGUAUCAAAUUCAAAAGGAGAUCAAUGAUCUCUCCCAAGGAAACCUGGACAUUACUACAUACUACACUAAAUUGAAGAAGCUUUGGGAAGAACUUGCUACUUUGAGCAAAAGGAAUCAGUGCAAUUGCAUUUGUAACUGUGGAGCGAAGGAGAACAUGUAUAAGGCUGAACAAGAUAGGAGAUUAAUACAGUUUCUCAUGGGAUUGAAUGAAGUGUACACAGUGGUUCGAGGUAGUAUACUUAUGAUGAAUCCUUUGCCCAAUCUAGCACAAGCCUUCUCAGCGUUAGUUCAGGAUGGGAAACAAAGGGAGAUUAGACCUAACAAUCACCUAAUUGUGGACUCAGCCUCAUUGAAUGUAGGAAGCUCAGGGCAGAACUCUUUUAGAACAAAUUUUCGAGUUGACAACAAUCGUGGGCUUUCUAGGGGAAGACUCAUUUGUGACUACUGUAAAAGACCAGGGCAUAGCAAGGAUAGGUGUUACAAGUUACAUGGUUAUCCACAGAAUUUUUCUGCUCAGAACCCUGGCCCUAGACAAUUCUCUAAUAGCCGCAAUUAUGAUCAAGGCCCUAGAUACAACAACAAUAAAGGAAAAAGAGUAGUGGCAAAUGUGCAGGGAAUAACUGAUGAGAUCACUACUGGGGAGGAAGCUGAAAACAAGGCACAAGAUGAUGGUAAAAAUGUGAGUCUUACUCAAGAGCAAUAUGGGCAGCUGAUAAGUAUGAUAGUAUGCACAUCUUCUAUUGAUUUUGGUAAACUUGCUUGCAAAUGCUUUGAGUCCAAGGCUGAUACUUGGAUACUGGAUUCAGGAGCUUCCAACCACAUGACCUUUGAUAAAUCCCUAUUGUCCAAUGUUCAAAUCCUACCUUACCCUCUUCUAGUAGUUCUACCCAAUGGAUAUAAAGUUAAAGUGUCUGAGAUUGGUGAUGUUGUCCUCACAUCUAAGAUAGUAUUACAGAAAGUUCUCUUUAUUCCCUCUUUCAAAUUCAAUCUAGUUUCUGUUUAUUGGUUAACCAAACACCUCAGAGGAAUGGCAUCUUUCACUGACAAUGCUUGUCUUCUGCAGGCCCCUUCAGUGAAGAGGCCUCUGGAGAUUGGUAAAGUGAGGAAUGGCUUGUACCUGCUCUGCUCCAAAUGCCUAAGGAACAAUAAUACUUCUGUGACCUUCAAUCAUUCAUGUGAUGUAAACAGUCCUCUCUUGAAUAAUACUCAAAGUCAUAUGUCCUCAUCUGUAAAUGAGUCACUUCUGAAGCAAAUGAAAAACAAUCCUACUUCUUUUACUUCUUCUUCUUUAAAUGAUAGCUUGUCCAAAUCUGCAUUUUGUUUUUCCAAUGGUGUAGACAUACUGUGGCAUAACAGACUUGGUCAUGUGCCAUUUGUAAAAAUGAAACAUAUUUCUAACAUUCCUGCUGUUUUUCCCAAAAACAACCAUUUAUGUGCACAAUUUGUCCUAUGGCCAGACAAACAAGACUUCCCUUUCUACAAAAGGCUAGUACCUCCACCAAAAACUUUGAAUUGA